Molecule: messenger RNA, 3414 nt
Organism: Macrobrachium nipponense
Lineage: Eukaryota; Metazoa; Arthropoda; Malacostraca; Decapoda; Palaemonidae
Exons: 1
Coding region: 1-3414 (1137 amino acids)
Source: RefSeq, a predicted model, not a curated record
AUGGCCCCCCCAGCCUUCCCGUAUGGGGGAUCGCCUCCCCAGACGCCCACAAAGCCUACGAACCUCCACAUUCAGACUUCCAACCACAACCUCCACCCACAGUCAUCCACCCAGUCUCUACUCACACCCCUACACCAACAGUCUUCCACCCUUCUCUUUACCCACAACCCUGCACUCACACCCUCCACCUACAGUCAUCCACCCGCUCUCCUACUCACGUCGCGCCCCUCCACUACAUCAUCCACCUGCUCUCUACACUCACGCCCCUCCACCUACAGUCAUCCACCCGCUCUCUACACUCACACCCCUCCACCUACAGUCAUCCACCCGCUCUCUACACUCACACCCCUCCACCUACAGUCAUCCACCCGCUCUCUACACUCACGCCCCUCCACCUACAGUCAUCCACCCGCUCUCUACACUCACGCCCCUCCACCUACAGUCAUCCACCCGCUCUCUACACUCACGCCCCUCCACCCACAGUCUUCCACCCUUCUCUCUACCCACAACCCUACACUCACAUCCCUCCACCUACAGUCAUCCACCCGCUCUCUACACUCACGCCCCUCCACCUACAGUCAUCCACCUGCUCUCUACACUCACGCCCCUCCACCUACAGUCAUCCACCUGCUCUCUACACUCACGCCCCUCCACCCACAGUCUUCCACCCUUCUCUCUACCCACAACCCUACUCAUCCCUCCACCUACAGUCAUCCACCCGCUCUCUACACUCACGCCCCUCCACCUACAGUCAUCCACCUGCUCUCUACACUCACGCCCCUCCACCUACAGUCAUCCACCCGCUCUCUACACUCACGCCCCCUCCACCUACAGUCAUCCACAUGCUCUCUACACUCACGCCCCUCCACCUUACAGUCAUCCACCCGCUCUCUACACUCACGCCCCUCCACCUACAGUCAUCCACCCGCUCUCUACACUCACGCCCCUCCACCUACAGUCAUCCACCCGCUCUCUACACUCACGCCCCUCCACCUACAGUCAUCCACCUGCUCUCUACACUCACGCCCCUCCACCUACAGUCAUCUACCCGCUCUCUACUCACGCCCACCCCUCCACCUACAGUCAUCCACCCGCUCUCUACACUCACGCCCCUCCACCUACAGUCAUCCACCUGCUCUCUACACUCACGCCCCUCCACCUACAGUCAUCCACCCGCUCUCUACACUCACGCCCCUCCACCUACAGUCAUCCACCUGCUCUACUACACUCACGCCCCUCCACCUACAGUCAUCCACCCCGCUCUCACACUCACGCCCCUCCACCUACAGUCAUCCACGACUCUCUACACUCACGCCCCUCCACCUACAGUCAUCCACCCGCGUCUCUACACUCACGCCCCUCCACCUAUACAGUCAUACCAACCCGCCUCUCCCCUCCACCUACUGUCAUCCACCCGCUCUCUACACUCACGCCCCUCCACCUACAGUCAUCCACCCGCUCUCUACACUCACGCCCCUCCACCUACAGUCAUCCACCCGCUCUCCCCUCCACCUACAGUCAUCCACCCGCUCUCUACACUCCACGCCCCUCCACUACAGUCAUCCACCUGCCGCUCUCUACACUCACGCCCCUCCACCUACAGUCAUCCACCUGCCGCUCUCUACACUCACGCCCCUCCACCUACAGUCAUCCACCUGCCGCUCUCUACACUCACGCCUCCACCUACAGUCAUCCACCUGCCGCUCUCUACACUCACGCCCCUCCCCACCUACAGUCAUCCACCGCCGCUCUCUACACUCACGCCCCUCCACCUACAGUCAUCCACCUGCUGCUCUUUACACUCACGCCCCUCCACCUACAGUCAUCCACCUGCCGCUCUCUACACUCACGCCCCUCCACCUACAGUCAUCCACCUGCCGCUCUCUACACUCACGCCCCUCCACCUACAGUCAUCCACCUGCCGCUCUACACUCACGCCCCUCCACCUACAGUCAUCCACCUGCCGCUCUCUACACUCACGCCCCUCCACCUACAGUCAUCCACCUGCCGCUCUCUACACUCACGCCCCUCCACCUACAGUCAUCCACCUGCCGCUCAUCUACACUCACGCCCCUCCACCUACAGUCAUCCACCUGCCGCUCUCUACACUCACGCCCCUCACCUACAGGCAUCCACCUGCCGCUCUCUACACUCACGCCCCUCCUACAGCAUCCACCUGCCGCUCUCUACACUCACGCCCCUCCACCUACAGGCAUCCACCUGCCGCUCUCUACACUCACGCCCUCCACCUACAGGCAUCCACCUGCCGCUCUCUACACUCACGCCCCUCCACCUACAGUCAUCCACUGCCGCUCUCUACACUCACGCCCCUCCACCUACAGUCAUCCACCUGCCGCUCUACACUCACGCCCCUCCACCUACAGUCAUCCUCCUGCCGCUCUCUACACUCACGCCCCUCCACCUACAGUCAUCCUCCUGCCGCUCUCUACACUCACGCCCCUCCACCUACAGUCAUCCUCCUGCCGCUCUCUACACUCACGCCCCCAUCACCUACAGUCAUCCUCCUGCCCGCUCUCUACACUCACGCCCCUCCACCUACAGUCAUCCGCCCGCUCUCUACACUCGCCCCCUCCACCUACAGUCAUCCGCCCGCUCUCUACUCACGCCCCUCCACCUACAGUCUCCGCCCGCUCUCUACACUCACGCCCCUCCACCUACAGUCAUCCACCCGCUCUCUACACUCACGCCCCUCCACCUACAGUCAUCCCCCCGCUCUCUACACUCACGCCCCUCCACCUACAGUCAUCCACCUGCUCUCUACACUCACGCCCCUACAUACACUCACGCCCCUCCACCUACAGUCAUCCACAUGCUCUCCACACUCACGCCCCUCCACCUACAGUCAUCCACCCCGCUCUCUACACUCACGCCCCUCCACCUACAGUCAUCCACCUGCUCUCUACACUCAGCUCCUCCACCUACAGUCAUCCACCGCUCUCACACUCACGCCCCUCCACCUACAGUCAUCCACCCGCUCUCUACACUCACGCCCCUCCACCUACAGUCCAUCCACCCAGUCCUCUACCCACAACCCUCCACGCCCCCCCACAGUCUCUACAUGGUCUCUGUCCCACAACCUACUCUCCCCACUACACUCACAACCCUACACUUACAACCCUACACUACAACCCUACACUCACAACCCUCCACUUACACCCUACACUUACAACCCUACACUUACAACCCCUACACUUACAACCCUACACUCACAACCCUACACUUACAACCCUACACUCACAACCCUACACUUACAAACCAUGUACUAACAGUCAUCCACCUGUUCUCCACCCACAGUCCUCCACCCGCAGUUAUCCUCAUAACUCUCCACCCUUAGUCGUCCACCUGGCCUCUACCUACGACCUUACACUUACAGGCUUCUAUCUCAAAAACUAA